GUAUGUAUGCUUGGAUAUAACACUACGAGGAUGGUGGAAGAAAGUACGAUCAAGUACGAUUCUGAAGAUGUGCGAAGAAGAGAAUAUGUGUUUGCUAUUUCGGAAAUGUUGAACUACUAACUAAAAUUUGAUAAGAAAUCAGUGGGCUGUUAAAUUUUCUAUAAACGUGCGGUGGCAUCGGAAUUUGAUACGUCCGCAUGCGUAUUAAUUACUUCUUUUCAUAAACUCGAUCGAAAUACACAUUAUCCGACAGGAGAGCACUCUUUGGGCUCCAGAGGAAAGAAAAGUUGUUGUAAUGGCUGCCGUGUCAUGAAAUGAAGGUACCGAGCCAGUUUUGUGGUUCCACGAUGGAGGAGAACUCCAGUUCUGCAUCUCAAAAUCAUAAUGGACAAUUAUCUAGUGGUACAAAUGUUCCACUGACAAACAAUAAACAUCAAGGGAAUGACAAUGGUACUAAUGGCGAUGCCAAGAAUGAGAGGCCACAAUACUCUAUGCCUGGUAUUCUACAUUUUAUUGAGCAUGAAUGGACUCGCUUUGAGCUUGAAAGAUCGCAGUGGGAGCUUGACAAAGCAGAAUUUCAGGCUAGGAUAGCUUUUUUACAAGGUGAAAGAAAAGGUCAGGAACGGUUAAAAAAUGAUUUAGUAAGAAGAAUAAAAAUGUUAGAAUAUGCACUUAAACAAGAACGGGCAAGGUAUCAUAAACUAAAAUAUGGUACUGAUUUGGUAAUUCAAGGAGACACAAAACCUCCUGUUUAUGAAGAAGGCAUCUGUGCCUGUCCUAAUUCUGAUGUUGGAGGUGGUGGUGAUGGAGAAGCUCCAUUCACAUCUGUCAGUAACAUUAGUUGGAGACAAGGCCGCCAAAUUUUGAGACAAUACUUACAAGAAAUUGGUUACACUGAUACAAUAAUAGAUGUACGAUCAAGCAGAGUAAGAUCUUUACUUGGUUUAAGUAGUAACGCAGAUUCAGAAGAUGUGAACACUCCUGCCUCAAACGGCAAUGGAGUGGUGAACAAACAAUCAUAUGAUAACAGCCUUCGUAGAAAAAAGGUAGAGCAGCCAUCUUCUAUAGCAGAAGCAAUAGUAUUAGAUACAGAAGCUGCUGUCAUGGCUAACUUCGAGUUUCUAUCUAAUACAGAUAUGGAUAUGGAAGAAGAAGAAGGAGACGUGGAGGAUGAUACAUACGAAACUAAUAUGGAUCCUAAACCAAAUAAACCAUCUAUGCUUUUAACGGAAGACGUUGAUGCGCAAGCUGAAGAGGUAUUAAAUGAAUUGAAUCUUCUCACAGAAAUCGAAGAAUCACCACCAGGUUCUAUUCAUUUAGAGAUAGAUUCAACCGAAUGGAACGCAAUACAUAGAGGUCUACAUACAGAUCCAAAGCGUUUAAACAAGGAAGGUGAUUCUACAUUGGAAUUGGGCGAAUUAGAACAGUUGUGUGUAAACAAUGAAGCUGAGACGUCAUAUGAUAUGGCGACGACUACAAAAGAGAGCUUAAGAAAAACAUGGAAUGCAAAGUAUACGUUACGAUCACAUUUUGAUGCAGUUCGAGCUCUUGUCUUCCAUCCCACUGAUCCCGUUCUUAUAACUGCAAGCGAUGACCAUACACUCAAACUAUGGAAUCUUCAUAAAACUUUGCCGGCAAAGAAGUCAGCUUCAUUAGAUGUAGAGCCAUUAUACACGUUCAGAUCACAUACAGGUCCUGUAUUAUGUUUAGCCAUGUGUAGCACAGGCAGUCAGUGUUACAGUGGUGGUUUAGAUGGUAUGAUUCACUGUUGGACACUUCCAUCAGCCAAUAUAGAUCCAUACGAUUCUUAUGAGCCAAGUGUCCUUAGCCAAACAUUAAAAGGACAUACAGAUGCAGUUUGGGGUUUGAGCAUGUAUCAGCCUCGAUCGCAACUAUUAUCAAUAAGUGCUGAUGGAACUGUUAAAUUAUGGAGCCCGCAAAGCAAAUCUCCAUUACUUCAUACAUAUAUCUCCGAACAAGAUGGCAUACCGACAUCAGUAGACUUCAUCAGAGAUGAGUCAAACAAACUAGUUGUAGCUUAUGAAAGAGCUUGCGUGGUAUUUGAUACGGAAACUGGUGAAAGCGUAGCUCGUCUUGAGGCUAAUGAAACAAAAGGAGUGAACCGUGUUGUGGCACAUCCUACAUUACCACUUGUUGUUGCAGCGCACGAAGAUCGACAUAUUCGAUUUUAUGAUCACCGAUCAGCUACCCUCGCUCAUGCCAUGGUUGCUCAUUUGGAUGCAGUUACUAGUCUUGCAGUAGAUCCUCAUGGUUUAUAUUUACUUUCAGGAAGUCAUGAUUGCAGUAUAAGAUUAUGGAAUAUGGACAACAAGACUUGUGUUCAAGAGAUAACAGCGCAUCGCAAGAAAUUUGACGAAAGUAUUUUAGAUGUAGCAUUUCAUCCUUCACGACCUUUUAUAGCAAGUGCAGGUGCUGAUGCUCUUGCCAAAGUGUAUGUGUGAAAUGUAAAUUAAGAUACACAUUUCUACUAUUAACGUACAUCAGAUGGAACAGAUUUUUUACUCAUUCUUUCUAGAUAGUUUUACCUAUACGUGUUACACUUCCAAUUUUGUUGUAACUUAUAUUGCUCUACUAUUUGAAAUACCACUUUAGAAAAUCAAAUCGGACGUAUAGAUAUUCAUGUUAUAAAACCAAAAUUUGCACAUAACCCUCGCCCGCGACAAUUUAUUAAGCAACAGAAGGUGAUUUCGAAUAUAAUAAAUGCUGCUUACUGACGAACGUUUCACACGAAGUGAGUGGCGACAUUAAUUGGGAUAGCGGAAGGGGUCUAUCUUGUAGUAUAUUAGUUGAUAUAGUUCUGAUAAUUAGACGAUGAAAUACCCCUUACCCAGAAUCCAGGAAGCACACUGCCGCAGUAGCAUAAUAUUUAUCCCUAUGUUAACUAUUUAUUACCAAUAUUACAGUUACUGUUGCACAGCUACUGGAGAUUAAUACGUGCUGCGCGAGAAUAAAAUUGUCCUACAUCAAUUAGUCUCCCAUUAUAUGAUUUUUAUGCUACCUUAUAUAUUCAUCAAGGUUGGCGUAUAAUAAAAACAACAAAAAAGCAACAACAACAACAACAAUAAUAAUAAUAACCGUAAUAAGUUAAUUGUAACGUAAGAGACAUAAUAAUAUUAAUAACAGUAAAUUAUAACUGUGUGUUUCUCUGUAAUAUAUUGUAUUUAAAAUAGAUGAACUGUGUAACGUACUAUAAUGAACAUGUUUUUAUUAAAAUUUAAUACAUAGAUUAACAUAGAGUUCCAUCUAUCAUAAUUGUUUCAGCAGGUGCGUGUGUGAUAGCUCACGCAUAUACAAAUUUGUAUGUAAAUGUAUGUUUCUUUGAUCGUUAUCCAUUCCUAAAGUGUGUCGUCUUAUGCGUGAUGUCUACGUUUAGUAAUAGUUUACCACUUGUAUUUCCGUAUAAAUACAUAGUAUUCGAAAGUC
Molecule: messenger RNA, 3444 nt
Organism: Ceratina calcarata
Lineage: Eukaryota; Metazoa; Arthropoda; Insecta; Hymenoptera; Apidae
Gene: Cka
Product: Connector of kinase to AP-1
Exons: 11
Coding region: 315-2462 (715 amino acids)
Molecular function (GO): protein binding
Source: RefSeq, a predicted model, not a curated record